AUGUUACAUUUAGAUAUAAAACCAGAUAACUUAUUCAUUUCGGCAACCGGCACAUUAAAGAUUGGUGAUUUCGGAAUGGCAAUACAACUACAGCAGCAACAGCAACAGCAACAACAACAACUAAACGAAGAACAAGACUCAACCUCACAACAACAACAACAACUAAACAAUAGCUACGAUAUGAACACCAGUAGAGAUAGUAACAAUUUGAGUAUAGACGAAGACGAUGUAUAUUUUGAUUUUAUAGAAGGCGAUAGCAGGUAUCUAGCGAUCGAGUUUCUCAACGAUAAAAAACUGAUUGGAAUGCCAUCCGAUAUCUUUUCGAUUGGUGUAACGUUUUUCGAGAUGGUGACAGGCAAAGAGAUGCCUUCGAACGGUCCUCUCUGGGAACAGCUACGAGAUGACAGAGCAACCGAAUUUCUAGAGCCAAACAAAUACUCUAAUACCCUCUACAACUGCAUCUUGGCAAUGAUGAAGUCUAAUAUCUCUGAGCGUAUAACAUUAGAUGAUCUAUUAAAGAUUGAUCAAAUUAAAAAUAUAGUAAAUGAAAGAAAAUUAAAUCCAAAUAUAAAUAGAGUAAUACAAUUAAUACCACAAUCACCUAAAAAUCAAUUCCCAAUGUUGGAUAAAGAGAAUCAUUAUAAUUCACCUAUGGCAUCACUUAGCCUUAAAUCAUCGGCACAUUUUAUCAUUAACAAUAAUAAUAAUAACAACAAUCUCAAUAAUAGUAGUAAUAGUAUUAGUUUUAGUAAUGGUAGUUCAAAUAAUAUAAAUAAUCUAUUUAAAGAACAAAUUCAACUUCAAAGUCAACAACUACAGGAACAACAACUACAACCACCAGCAGCACCAAAAUCAACCAUUAAAAGUAUGAAAAGAGUACUACAAGAUUCAAUAGAUGGUACUACAUCUCAAAAAGUUUGUGCAAUCAGAAGAAGUUUAGAUAAUUCACUACAAACUGAAGAUUCAACAAUGUCACCUAGGAAUCUACUAAGUUUAUUCCAAGAUUCUAAAAAAGAAUGA
This is a messenger RNA of Heterostelium album PN500, 1020 nucleotides long. RefSeq names its product putative protein tyrosine kinase. Gene Ontology annotation, cellular component: cytoplasm. Gene Ontology annotation, biological process: protein phosphorylation. The record is from RefSeq and is a predicted model, not a curated record. Gene Ontology annotation, molecular function: protein serine/threonine kinase activity; ATP binding. Bases 1 to 1020 code for a protein of 339 amino acids. Lineage: Eukaryota; Evosea; Eumycetozoa; Acytosteliales; Acytosteliaceae. The transcript has 3 exons.